AUGUCCUUAGAAUCCUUAACCGCCAGCUUGUACAAGAGCUACGAAGCCAAAAAGUACGAGGAAGCAGCUGCGUUCUUGCCGGCGAUCAAGCUCCACCUCAUCAAGCACAAGUUGCUCGUACCACUCACCAAUGCCGACACCACAAAGAACCACUACAAUGACUUGAGAAUCAGCAAAAAGAUCUUGGAGAUUGGUGCAUUCAUAUCGAUCAACUUGGCCGAGUUUGCGCAGUUCGAACAGUACUUCAUCUACUUGAAGGCGUUUUACGGAAACGCGCACAUCACAAACAUGAAUAAAGACGCCCAGGUGGGCAAGAUCUACUCGUUGUACUUGUUGUACUUGUUGUCACAGGGUGAGUUCUCCAAGUUCCACAGCGAAUUGGAGCUUGUUUACAACACGUGGCCGGCGGAGGUGGUUGCGUCGGACCAGUUUUUGCGUUUCCCGACUAACUUGGAGAAGAACUUGAUGGAGGGCAACUACAUCAAGAUCUGGCAGUUGUAUGCCGCCGACGAGCGCGAGUUACCGUUGGCCGAAUUCAAGCUCUUUGAGCGUGUCUUGAUCGAUUCUUUGAGAUCCGAAAUUGCUACCAACAUUUCCAAGUCCUACCUGAGCUUGCCUGUCGUGAAUAUCAAGGAGUUGUUGCACUUGCACGACUUCUCAGGUGCUCAGAUCGAGACCAAGAUUGCCGAAGAGUAUGGCUGGACCCUCCACAAUGGUGUCGUCCACUUUGCGGCCGAGGCGGAGGAGGGCGCUGAGGAGAGCAACCACGCCAGAAUCAUUAAGAACGUGCUUGGCUACGCCUCAGAGAUUGAAACGAUUGUUUAG
This is a messenger RNA of Babjeviella inositovora NRRL Y-12698, 825 nucleotides long. Its product is annotated as proteasome regulatory particle lid subunit. The transcript has a single exon. Gene Ontology annotation, cellular component: proteasome regulatory particle, lid subcomplex; proteasome regulatory particle; nucleus. Gene Ontology annotation, biological process: proteasome-mediated ubiquitin-dependent protein catabolic process. Lineage: Eukaryota; Fungi; Ascomycota; Pichiomycetes; Serinales. Bases 1 to 825 code for a protein of 274 amino acids. The record is from RefSeq and is a predicted model, not a curated record.